GGCUCACGUGAUCGUGCUAGGGGAGAAAACGCCUGACCCCAGCCCCGGGCCCUUAUCCGUGCAAUCCCUUUCUUCCUGCGGGUCCUCCGCCUCUUGCCCUUCAGACACCUGCGCGUCCCUCCACUCGGUCCCGGGGCCACACCGGCGCCCUGUCCGCCAUGUGGCUCCUGCCUCUGGCCCCAACUGGGCCCCGGCGGGACAACCCCCGUCACCUGCCUUCCUGCAGCCCAGCGCUGCUGCUGCUGCUGGGCAGCUGCCUGGGGGUCCCUGGGGUGGCGGCGGGCUCUCGGAGGCCCAAUGUGGUGCUGCUCCUCACCGACGACCAGGACGAAGUGCUCGGCGGCAUGACACCACUAAAAAAAACCAAGGCUCUCAUUGGAGAAAUGGGGAUGACCUUCUCCAGUGCUUAUGUGCCAAGUGCUCUCUGCUGCCCGAGCAGAGCCAGCAUCUUGACAGGGAAGUACCCACAUAACCAUCACGUUGUGAACAACACUUUGGAGGGAAACUGCAGUAGUAAGUCUUGGCAGAAGAUGCAAGAACCAAAUACGUUCCCAGCAAUUCUCAGAUCAGUUUGUGGUUAUCAGACCUUUUUCGCAGGGAAGUACUUAAAUGAGUAUGGAGCCCCCGAUGCAGGUGGACUAGAGCAUGUUCCUCUGGGUUGGAGUUACUGGUAUGCCUUGGAAAAGAAUUCUAAAUACUAUAAUUAUACCCUCUCUAUCAAUGGGAAGGCACGAAAGCAUGGUGAAAACUACAGUGUGGACUACCUGACAGAUGUCCUGGCUAAUAUCUCCUUGGGCUUCCUGGACUCCAAGUCCAACUCUGAGCCAUUCUUCAUGAUGAUCUCCACACCAGCGCCUCAUUCACCUUGGACAGCCGCACCUCAGUACCAGAAGGCCUUCCAGAACGUCUUUGCACCAAGAAAUAAGAACUUCAACAUCCAUGGAACGAACAAGCACUGGUUAAUUAGGCAAGCCAAGACCCCAAUGACUAAUUCUUCAAUACAGUUUUUAGAUAAUGUAUUUAGGAAAAGGUGGCAGACUUUACUGUCAGUUGAUGACCUUGUGGAGAAACUAGUCAAGAGAUUGGAGUCCAAUGGGGAACUUGACAACACAUACAUCUUUUUUACCUCAGACAAUGGCUAUCACACAGGACAGUUUUCUUUGCCAAUAGACAAAAGACAGCUGUAUGAGUUUGAUAUCAAAGUUCCACUGUUGGUUCGAGGACCUGGGAUCAAACCAAAUCAGAUAAGCAAGAUGCUCGUUGCCAACAUUGAUUUGGGUCCUACCAUUUUGGACAUUGCCGGAUAUAACCCAAAUAAGACACAGAUGGAUGGGAUGUCUUUAUUGCCCAUUUUGAAAGGUGCCCGUAAUCUGACGUGGCGGUCAGAUGUCUUGGUGGAAUAUCAAGGAGAAGGCCGUAAUGUCCCCGACCCAACAUGUCCUUCCCUGAGUCCUGGAGUAUCUCAAUGUUUCCCAGACUGCGUCUGUGAAGAUGCUUACAAUAACACCUACGCCUGUGUGAGGACCAUGUCAACACAGUGGAAUUUGCAGUAUUGUGAGUUUGAUGACCAGGAGGUGUUUGUAGAAGUCUACAACCUGACUGCAGACCCAGACCAAAUCACGAACAUUGCUAAAAGUAUAGACCCAGAGCUUUUAGGGAAAAUGAACUACCGGCUGAUGAUGUUACAGUCCUGUUCUGGACCAACCUGUCGCACUCCAGGGGUUUUUGACCCGGGAUACAGGUUUGACCCUCGUCUCAUGUUCAGCAAUCACUGCAGUGUCAGGACUCGAAGGUUUUCCAAACAUCCUCUGUAGCAACCUCUGCAGCUGGGUCCCAGCACACCUCUGUCUGAUGAAGUGAUUGUAGUAGGAAUCUGUAGCUUGUCCUCAAGACCACGCCCGGAAGAGUCUCUGGACUGGCUCUAAGUCCUGUUUGAAAAAGCAACCCAAUCAGCUGACUUCUUGUGCAAUGUGUUAAACUGUGAACUCCGCCCACACGGCAGGAAUGGCUGUCCCUGGUCCCUUCAUUCACCACAUACCGAAUGCUCCUGAGGUCUUUAUCCUCACCACACCCUUUCUGUCCUGGGGUUACAGUGCUUGAUUAUUCCCCAGGGGGUCAUAGUCUGAACUUAUAAGUCCCAUUCAGAUAAAUGGCAAUACUUGGGGGUGGGGAAAUGGGGUGGUUUACAGCUUGACCACUUCACCAUCAAAAACACCAAGAUCACAUAGUUUGAAGAAUAACCCUCAGAGCUGAGUCAUCAAAGCAAGAACAAAUACCACUAUUUUCAGAUUAGUAGAAAUACAUUGUUUAUAAUAUCACAAUGUGAUAAGGUCACAAGCUCAAAACCUGUCAGCCAGCAAAGCACGUCUGUGUUGUUUUUGGGGUUUUUUGUUGUUUUCCAUGUUCUGGGCUGUUGCUACACUGAAGUAGAAGAGUAAGUUUUUGGUACAGGCUAGUAAUUCAAGGUAGUUAUAAAAGGUGAUAGCCAUCGACUUCCUGAUGGCCGCUAACCACAUGGAGUGCCAGUCAACAACAGAGGUAUCAGGGGAAUGUCUCUUCUCUUGAUAAUUACUUCUCUGAGAUCUGAAAAACAAAGUGGCUUAGGUAGCUUAGUAUUUCUCAGUAGAGAAAAAAAACUUGCAAGGGUUGAUGAAGGUUGCCUUUUCUGAGGACCUUCUGUAGACAGGGCCCUUGGGUUGACAGGUUGAAGGGCUAUUGUUGGGAUUUAGUAAGUGCCUGUCUAGCAGGGAGCCUGGCUUUCAAUUUUGACUCUCUGCAUUUUGUUGACAUUCUCUUCAUUUGUUACCGUUUUUGCAAAGGUCUGGCUGCUUUACCCUACCUACCUUCUUCCCUUUUAGAGAAGUUCUUCUAGAGUGUUUGGAGUCUAGCAUAAUUCAGGCUGCAUUCACUGUUCCCCUGGCAAAGCCAGAUCUUGUUGAGGUUUCCUGUGUAGAACACCUACAUUUGUAUGUUUCUGGACUCAAAGACCAAUCCCGUUUCUAUUGUUUUCUUCACAAGACAGUUCUCUGUAGGGGGUCAGCGGGGUGGGGGGAGGAAGAGCUGUGGUUUAUAACCUGUUCAACUCAGGCAGUAGUGAUUUUAGCUUUAUGUACGGUCUUAGGUUGAGCUUUAAGCACUUUGUAAGACAUGGCUGUAAGCAACUUCUCUGUCAGAACUCGAGAGAGCCAUGUUGGGUCAAUAGCCAUUGGGUUUAUUCCUUUACCUCAUGCAAUCCCAGCGACUGUGGGGGUAUUUAGAGGUGAAAGAGGCAAGUGAAACGAACACCUCUGCUGUGAAUGUUUUAGGGAGAGAAAUUCUCAAUAUUUUGUAACUAAAAGCAAACUACAAUGUUAAAUAUGGGUAUUAGCUUUAUUCUACACUUUGAUUCUUAACAUUAUCAGUCAACUUCUACCUUAAUGAAAGUUGACCUUAGUUAUUCCCGAAUAAAAAGAAACCAAUACUUACCAGGUCUUAUAUUGUGAUGUCCUAUUAUUCCAUUUUAGGAUGCUGGUCCCUGAGAGCAGGUAGAGUCCUAAGAGCGACACAAAUCAGCUGCCCAGUGUCCCUGCCACAUUGUUCUCACAUUCAGCGAUUUCUGUUCGGGUGGCAGGAUGGGGUGCCCGCCUGUGUCCCUCUCCUGUAUGUGGUAUGCUUCCUGCUAACCUUGAAGUGGCCUCUAACUUCACCUUCUCUCAGCCUCGCUUCAUUCUGGAUCUGUGCUAAACUCCCCUUUCAUAAAGAGGCCUCCUUUUAUAGCCUAGCAGACAAAAUGCACUGAACUUUUGGCAAUGCCUGUGUACAAGGAACCCACGGCAAGAGGCUUGGCUUGUUUCUCAAUUAUAUGAAUUUGAAUUAUUUUAUCUUUUAAAGAAGGCCAGGUCGGGACUCGUUGGUACCCUUCAGAGUAGAAAACUAACCAUUAGGAGGGAUCCAAAGCCCUAAGAAUUCAUAGAGAUUCUGCCUUAAAAAAUUUCCUUCAGGGGCCUCCCUCGGACACAGAGUGGGGAACCCCUGUGUCUCUGAAUUUGAGCAAUGGUACUGUUGCAAAAUACAUUUUUAAUUCACAAUACUAUGGCUUUUGUACAAAAUCGUAACGGUAGCCAUGGAAAUUAUACCUUCGUCUGUGAGAAGCGUUCUUAAAUUUAUUUUUAGCAUCUAAAGAUCGAUGCUUUAAAGCACUAAAGGAUUUUUCCAGGGUCCUUUUGAAGAGGAAGCGAAGGGUACUCUGAUCCACCAGAGACUGAUAGAGGAGUAUUUGCUUCUCUACUUUUCACCACCACUCGGGUCCCACACAGACUGUUGUGAAUUCGUGCGUUUGCAUCUUCUGUUCCCAGAAGUCACUCUGCCUUGGCUUUGUGUCAUCUCGGUCACCUGACUUAGAAAGUGCCCUUCCAAAGACCCUGUUCACUGCUGCACUUUUCAACGAAUUAAAAUCUAUUUCUGUUCUA
This is a messenger RNA of Hyaena hyaena (striped hyena), 4448 nucleotides long. It is a transcript of the gene GNS, whose product is annotated as glucosamine (N-acetyl)-6-sulfatase. The transcript is spliced from 14 exons. Lineage: Eukaryota; Metazoa; Chordata; Mammalia; Carnivora; Hyaenidae. Gene Ontology annotation, molecular function: glycosaminoglycan binding; N-acetylglucosamine-6-sulfatase activity. The record is from RefSeq and is a predicted model, not a curated record. Bases 159 to 1814 code for a protein of 551 amino acids. Gene Ontology annotation, biological process: glycosaminoglycan metabolic process.